AUGGCUUCAGGCAUCCAGUGGGGGUCUCGGAAUGUAUCCCCUACGGAGUCAAAAAUAUUAAAAGGUGGCUUGAGAUCUGCAGAAGCCCCUGCCGCCGCAAGCGUGGAGACUUUGUACCGCGUCCCGUUCUUAGUACUCGAAUGCCCCAACCUGAAGCUGAAGAAACCGCCCUGGGUGCACAUGCCGUCGGCCAUGACGGUGUACGCUCUGAUGGUGGUGUCUUACUUCCUCAUCACCGGAGGAAUAAUUUAUGAUGUUAUUGUUGAGCCUCCAAGUGUUGGUUCUAUGACCGAUGAACGUGGACAUCAGAGACUAGUAGCUUUCUUGGCCUACAGAGUAAAUGGACAGUAUAUUAUGGAAGGACUUGCAUCCAGCUUUCUGUUUACAAUGGGAGGUUUAGGUUUUAUAAUCCUGGACCGAGGGAAUGCACCAAACAUUUCACAACUCAAUAGAUUUCUUCUUCUAUUCAUUGGAUUCGUGUGUGUCCUAUUGAGUUUUUUCAUGGCUAGAGUAUUCAUGAGAAUUAAACUGCCGGGCUAUCUGAUGGGUUAAAAAAUGCCUUUUGAGAAGAAAUCAGUGGAUAUUGGAUUUGCUCCUGUUAAUGAACUUUUUAAAGGCUGUACCAAUCCUCUGAUGUGAAAUAUGGGAAAAGAGUGAAACAGCAGAAAAGAAGCAUCUAGUGAAAAAUCGGAAGCAUAUUAAAGCUUGAACUAGAAUGCUUGGUAUCAAAGAGACAAGCUUAUCACAGUAUUUUUUCCUGCUGGCCUAUACUGAUGUACCAAUGACGUUAAGUGACAUUUUCUUCUUAGUUUUUCAUUUCUUAAAAUAUACUCCAUUUCUACAACUGUAAUAUUGAAUAAAGUGAUUAUUUUUUACA
Molecule: messenger RNA, 877 nt
Organism: Zalophus californianus (California sea lion)
Lineage: Eukaryota; Metazoa; Chordata; Mammalia; Carnivora; Otariidae
Product: oligosaccharyltransferase complex subunit OSTC-like
Exons: 2
Coding region: 1-552 (183 amino acids)
Cellular component (GO): oligosaccharyltransferase complex
Source: RefSeq, a predicted model, not a curated record